Molecule: messenger RNA, 1587 nt
Organism: Thamnophis elegans (Western terrestrial garter snake)
Lineage: Eukaryota; Metazoa; Chordata; Lepidosauria; Squamata; Natricidae
Gene: PGM2
Product: phosphoglucomutase 2
Biological process (GO): purine ribonucleoside salvage; carbohydrate metabolic process
Molecular function (GO): phosphopentomutase activity
Source: RefSeq, a predicted model, not a curated record
UUUCCUACAGCCAUAUGCAGUGACCCACCUCAAACUUGCUGCUGGAAUUAUGGUGACUGCAUCUCACAACCCCAAACAAGACAAUGGAUAUAAGGUCUAUUGGGAAAAUGGCUCUCAGAUCAUUGGGCCGCACGAUCGCGGCAUCGCCGACGCCAUUAAUGGGAACCUGGAGCCGUGGCCGCAAGCGUGGGAGGACAGCCUGAUUGAUCAGAGUCCCCUCCUCCACGAUCCGUACGCGGCGGUUAACAAGGAUUACUUCAAAGAUAUACAGCGGCACUGUUGUCACAGGGAUAUAAACAAGGAGACCAAGUUGAAAUUCGUUCACACCUCUGUCCACGGGGUAGGCCACGAGUUUGUGCAGUCGGCCUUUAAGGCCUUCGACUUUAGUCCUCCCUUCGCGGUGCCUGAACAGAAGGACCCCGAUCCGGAAUUUCCCACCGUAAAAUACCCAAAUCCAGAAGAAGGGAAAGGUGUACUGACUCUCUCUUUCGCUCUGGCGGAUAAAAAAGGCGCUUGGGUUAUUUUAGCCAACGAUCCGGAUGCCGAUCGGCUUGCAGUGGCCGAGAAACAAGGAAGUGGAGAAUGGAAAGUGUUUUCCGGCAACGAAUUUGGAGCUCUUUUAGGAUGGUGGCUGUACACAUGCUGGAAAAAUCAAAAUCAGACUCCCAAUGCCAUUAAAGACGUAUAUAUGUUAGCGAGCACCGUGUCCUCCAAAAUAUUGCGAGCAAUCGCUCUCAAGGAAGGUUUUCAUUUUGAGGAAACGUUAACGGUUAAAUGGAUGGGAAAUCGAGCCAAGGAGCUGAUAGACCAAGGACAAAGCUUAUUUGCUUUUGAAGAAGCCAUCGGUAAUAUGCUUCACCUUAUGAAAUACCCUGUCGUACUGGAUAAAGACGGCGUGAGUGCUGCAGUCAUAACCGCAGAGAUGUCUAGCUUUCUGGCCACGAAGAAUGUGACUCUGUCUCAACAGCUGAAAAACAUUUACACAGAAUACGGUUAUCAUAUCACCAAGUCAUCUUAUUUUAUCUGUAACGAUCAGAAGGUCAUCACAGCUCUGUUUGAGAAACUUCGGAAUUACGAGGGGGAAAAUACCUACCCCAAAUCCUGUGGGAAAUUUGCCGUCUCUGGAGUCAGAGAUCUGACGACCGGCUUUGACAGUAACCAGGCUGAUAAAAAAGCAGUAAGUGCUUCCACGAGUAAAAGCAGCCAAAUGAUAACGUUUACGUUCAAUAACGGAGGUGUGGCUACCAUGAGAACCAGCGGGACCGAACCCAAAAUCAAAUAUUAUGCAGAAAUUUGUUCACCUCCCGGAAACAGUGAUUUUGAAAAGCUGAAGGAAGAACUAGAUGAACUGACCGCCGCUCUUGAAAAAUAUUUCUUUGAACCAGAGAAGAACAAGCUGCAACCCAAACCAGAGUGAUAAUAUCUGCACUUCUUUUAAGCUGUGUAUUCUUAAAUAAAAUACAUGGGGGGGGGGGGGAGGAAAUUUAAUUUCUUUACAGAACGACUUAGAAUAAGUAUAUGGUCACUUCAAAUGUACACCGGUCGGCAUACAUUAAAAUGAAAUUUCAUUGAAUACAGCUCUAAAAA